AUGGCGCUCGUGGAUGCUGAUUACAAGUUCAUCUGGGCAGACAUCGGCGGUAUGGGAUCAGCAUCAGACGCUCAGAUCUACAAUGCCUCUGAGCUGAAUAAAUGCAUUGAAGAUGGUAGUCUAGGCUUCCCUGAUUCCGAUCUUCUUCCCAACGACAACCAGGAUGUGCCCAACUUCUUCGUCGGCGACGAUGCCUUCACUCUACGACCCAACAUGAUGAAGCCGUACAGCCUCCGGGGUAUGACGCGGCCGGAGCGCAUCUUGAACUACCGGCUUUCCCGAGCCAGGAGGGUCGUAGAAAAUGCCUUCGGCAUCCUGGCCAACCGUUUCCAAGUUCUCCUGAGCACGAUCAGCAGCUAG
Molecule: messenger RNA, 360 nt
Organism: Priapulus caudatus
Lineage: Eukaryota; Metazoa; Priapulida; Priapulimorpha; Priapulimorphida; Priapulidae
Exons: 1
Coding region: 1-360 (119 amino acids)
Source: RefSeq, a predicted model, not a curated record